UGCAGGAAACUCCCUUUGGAUCGCAAGGCUCAAAGUCAGAAAAUGAGAUACAAGACUUCUCUGGUGAUGAGGAAACGAAUGCGGCUUUACCAAAACGCCCUGAAAGAGUCAAGUAGCAGCUCCGGACACCAUGGCCCCCAGCUCGCUGCCGCCUCCAGCCCCUCGGUGUUACCGGGCUUUCACGAGCAGCCUCCCCAGGCCUCCCCUAGCUGCACUUUGAACGGACUCCUGCGUCUGGGGCUCCCCGGAGACAUGUACACACGGCCCGAACCCUUCCCGCCGGGACCUGUGGCCCGCAGCGACGCCCUGGCAGCUGCCGCAGCCCUGCACAACUACGGGGGCAUGAACCUGACCAUGAACCUCGCCGCACCCCACGGUCCCGGCGCCUUCUUCCGCUACAUGCGCCAGCCCAUCAAACAGGAGCUCAUCUGCAAGUGGCUGGCGGCCGACGGCCCCGCACCCCCGCGCCUCUGCUCCAAAACUUUCAGCAACAUGCACGAGCUGGUCACGCACGUCACCGUGGAGCACGUCGGAGGCCCUGAGCAGAGUAACCACAUCUGCUUCUGGGAGGAGUGUCCGCGCCAGGGCAAGCCCUUUAAAGCCAAAUACAAACUUGUAAAUCACAUCCGCGUGCACACGGGCGAGAAGCCCUUCCCUUGUCCUUUCCCGGGGUGUGGGAAAGUCUUUGCUAGAUCAGAAAAUCUCAAAAUACACAAAAGAACUCACACAGGGGAGAAGCCCUUCAGGUGCGAGUUCGAGGGCUGCGAGCGGCGCUUCGCCAACAGCAGCGACCGCAAGAAGCACUCGCACGUGCACACGAGUGACAAGCCCUACACGUGCAAAGUGCGCGGCUGCGACAAGUGCUACACGCACCCCAGCUCGCUGCGUAAGCACAUGAAGGUGCACGGGCGCUCGCCGCCGCCGCCCAGCUCUGGCUACGACUCGGCCACGCCGUCUGCCCUCGUGUCGCCCUCGUCGGACUUCGGCCGCGAGCCCCCGGUGGCCUCCUCGGCGGCGGUGGCGGCGCGUAGCGCCGACCUGAGCGAAUGGUACGUGUGUCAGGGCGCGGGCCCCGCCCCCGCUGCCCCCGCAGCGCCCCCAAGCCCCGCGCUGCCACCUGGCCCCGCCGCCGCCGCCGCCGCCGCCUUCGUCGGCAAAAGUAACACCACGAAGUCCUUGUGUGGUUCACAGAAUGGGAAAUGUCUUCCUCGAGGCCUGGGCCGCCCCGACAGCCACCCCUACUCCGUUCCCGGCUCCCAGUCGGAGCCUCCUCGGAAGUUCCUGUGGCGGGAAGAUGUCCACCGCGUUGCUCGCAAGGUAAUCUCGCCCUGCGCAGCUGAGUGCCCGCAUCUUGCGCCUGCGACAUCAAAGGGCCCGCGCACAAAGCAAUGUUUCUUCGCCACGGUGCAUCUUCAUGAGAGCUGCGAAGAGCCAAGCCCUAAGACUGUGCGGCUACAGCCCACAGGACUCUUCUCUGAGCCCCGAUUGGGAGACUGGGCUCUUCCGUGA
Messenger RNA from Eubalaena glacialis (North Atlantic right whale), 1509 nucleotides. RefSeq names its product Zic family member 4 (gene ZIC4). The transcript has 7 exons. Gene Ontology annotation, cellular component: nucleus. Gene Ontology annotation, biological process: central nervous system development; regulation of transcription by RNA polymerase II. The record is from RefSeq and is a predicted model, not a curated record. The coding region runs from base 43 to 1509 and encodes 488 amino acids. Gene Ontology annotation, molecular function: DNA-binding transcription factor activity, RNA polymerase II-specific; RNA polymerase II cis-regulatory region sequence-specific DNA binding. NCBI's taxonomy places the organism in Eukaryota, Metazoa, Chordata, Mammalia, Artiodactyla, Balaenidae.